ACAGUUCGUUUUUUCCUUGACUUAUUUUGAAUUUGAUUCGGACGGUCAGUAAAUUUUAAAAAGCGUCAGUGAGGUUGUAAAAAAUGGGUUUCUAGAACGGCCGGGCAGCUUAACACCAACUACCGGAAUUACCGAAAACGAUGGACCAACGGUGACACAAUGGCACCUCCUGGAAUUACCAGUUCUUCCGAGUCGAAAAUUCGGAAAAACUUGUCAAAUGGUCAGUUAGAUACUAGAGAAAUCAUAGUAAUGGACGGCGGAUUCGCCACCCAGUUAAGUUGCCACGUGCAGCAACCCAUCGAUGGAGACGUGUUAUGGAGCGCCAGGUUUUUGGCAACCGACCAAGAAGCUGUAAUUAAUACACAUCUGGACUUCUUGAGAGCUGGCGCGGAUUUAAUCAUUACCAACACAUAUCAGGCGGGUAUAAAUCUAUUCAUGAAACACCUUAAUCUCACUGCAGACGAAAGCUACAACCUCAUAAAAAAAGCCGUAGAAUUAGCCCAAACGGCAGUAGUUCGCUACCUUGACGAAUUUCCAGGAAAUCGUAUGUUAAUACACCGACUGGGAGGCAAUUUAAUCGAUCAAACACUUUCAGGCAGACCUUUAGUAGUAGGUUCGGUGGGUCCGUAUGGAGCGUCUCUACAUGAUGGAUCUGAAUAUACCGGGUCUUAUGCGAAAACAACAUCCGUGGAUACAAUGAAAGAGUGGCAUUUGCCAAGAAUAAAAGCUUUGGUGGAGGGCGGCGUGGAUCUGUUAGCUCUUGAAACUAUACCAUGCAAAGUAGAAGCAGAAAUGCUGGUUAAAUUGUUAAAAGAGCAAUUCCCAGGCGUAAAAGCUUGGUUAUCAUUUAGUGUUGGGAGUGACGGAAAAACUACGGCAUUUGGUGAAAAUUACCAGCAAACAGCUAUAGCUUGCUACAAUAUGAAUCCAGAACAACUUGUUGCCGUAGGAGUGAACUGCACAGCUCCAAGACUAAUCGAACCACUAAUAUCGGGUAUUAAUGCCAACAGAUCAAAGCCCAUCCCGUUAAUUGUAUAUCCCAACAGUGGAGAAAGUUACAAUGUCGAACUGGGUGAUUCGCCAAACCACAGAUGGAUUAAUCGAGACAAAUGCGAACCUGUGGAAACUUAUAUCGAUCGAUGGCUGGACUUGGGAGUCACUUGGAUAGGUGGUUGUUGUCGUACAUACGCCAUAGACGUAACAAGGAUAAGGAGAGAGGUGGAGAAAUGGAAACAAGCCAGAGAGUGUUGAAUCUGAGUGUUGUUUUAUUAUUGUCAAAUGUGUAAUUAUGUAAUUUUUUAAUGACUAAAAAUAAAAUAUAAACCGAUAUAAAUCAUAUUAAUAUCUAAGACA
Molecule: messenger RNA, 1353 nt
Organism: Cylas formicarius (sweet potato weevil)
Lineage: Eukaryota; Metazoa; Arthropoda; Insecta; Coleoptera; Brentidae
Exons: 5
Coding region: 160-1251 (363 amino acids)
Biological process (GO): S-methylmethionine cycle
Molecular function (GO): zinc ion binding; S-adenosylmethionine-homocysteine S-methyltransferase activity
Source: RefSeq, a predicted model, not a curated record